AUGUCGCAUCGAAGGCCCCAACCGAACUCUUCUCGGCUCGUCGACCGCCUGCAACCGCGAUCACGCGCCUGCGUCCUCCACCCCCCAGGUCUGCCGGGAGAGAAGGGAGAGAGGGGCGAGGUCGGGAAGGCAGGGGAGCAGGGGCUGCCGGGGCACGACGGCACCCCGGGGGAGCAAGGCCCCGUCGGCGUCCCCGGUCUCCCGGGAGAGAUGGUCUGUCCCUUUCACUCGAGUUCCGUCGAACGACUCUUGAGUCUCCCCUUCGGGAGACUCGAACCUCAGGUGCACGUGGAUUCCCAGGCCCUCGCGGCUUCCCAGGACUACCAGGACCCCCAGGAAUCCCCGGAACGGAAGGAGCGGAAGGGGCGAAAGGCGACCAGGGACCUCAAGGCCAGCCGGGCCCGGCGGGCACCUCGGGGCCUCCGGGGAGCAUCGGGCCGCCUGGUCCCCAGGGGCCGAUGGGACCGAUCGGACCCCCCGGUCCGAUUGGGAAACCGGGCCUACCAGGAUUGCCAGGAGCAGACGGUCUUCCUGGGCAUCCCGGGAAUCAAGGAAUACCAGGAGCCAAGGGAGAUACAGGGCCGAUGGGUCCUCAGGGCCCGUUGGGAUUUCCUGGACCGAGGGGACCGAAGGGAGAUCAAGGCAACAGAGGGCCGGUGGGCGAGAAAGGCGACAAGGGAACCAUGGGCGUCGAGGGGGAGAAGGGAGACAUGGGACCCAAAGGAGAUCGGGGGCCGCAAGGUCCUGAGGGCAUUGCUGGGGCCGAGGGACCCGAGGGUGCAAAGGUCGUGUCGCCGAGGGGAUUCUCGCGGGAUCGGGGCCGGCGAGGAACGGUUGUGCAAUGUCAACCUGGGAUUGCAGGGGUUCGAGGGUCCGAGAGGAGAAGCGGGUUCGAGGGGUCCCUCCGGAGAGAAAGGGAAGCUGGGGAUCCCUGGGUUCCCGGGGUAUCCGGGAGCACCGGGAGAGAAGGGGGACAAGGGGACACCCGGCAAGCCAGGUCAAAAGGGAGAGAAAGGAGACAGAGGUGACACGGGGCUCGCGGGAGAGAGAGGAGAGAUGGGACCGAGGGUGAGUCCUGCGUUCCGCCUCCAGCCGGACGCGGUGGUUGCGACUGCUCUCUCACCUUCCCUUUUCUUCGCAGGGAUUCCGGGGCAGCCGAGGGCGGAGAGGGCGAGCAGGAGACGUCGGGCCCAA
Molecule: messenger RNA, 1194 nt
Organism: Darwinula stevensoni
Lineage: Eukaryota; Metazoa; Arthropoda; Ostracoda; Podocopida; Darwinulidae
Source: the annotation of a GenBank genome assembly